Didymosphaeria variabile is the source of this 1137-nucleotide messenger RNA. RefSeq names its product Homoserine dehydrogenase (gene HOM6). Gene Ontology annotation, molecular function: NADP binding; aspartate kinase activity; homoserine dehydrogenase activity. The coding region runs from base 1 to 1137 and encodes 378 amino acids. NCBI's taxonomy places the organism in Eukaryota, Fungi, Ascomycota, Dothideomycetes, Pleosporales, Didymosphaeriaceae. The transcript has 3 exons. Gene Ontology annotation, biological process: L-homoserine biosynthetic process; aspartate family amino acid biosynthetic process. The record is from RefSeq and is a predicted model, not a curated record.
AUGCCCCUCCCACGCCAGGUCUUCGUCGCAGUCAUUGGUGCCGGAGGCGUCGGAAAGUGCUUCCUGAGCCAGCUUUCAGCCCUCGCACAAUCUCUCUCGCAAUCACCCAGCGCUCCCACAUACCUCUCCCUCAUAUACCUAAGCACAUCCAAGAAGGCUCUUCUCCACGCCGACUACAAAUCCCAACAGCUCUCGAGCUGGGAGUCCGAGCUGACGGCUUCCUCUACCGCACCGCUACCUCCCCCACAGCUCGCCGACUACCUCGUCAAAGCCCCGGGCAAGGUCGUCCUCGUCGAAAACACGUCGAACCAGGAGGUGGCCGACUCAUACCCUCUGUUCCUGAAGAAGGGCAUCUCGAUCGUGACGCCCAACAAAAAGGCCUUCUCAGGCCCAUACAAGCUCUGGGAGGACAUCUUCCAUGUAGCUUCCAACGGCACUGGCGCCAAUGGCCUUGGAGCUGGAGGCUAUGUGUUCCACGAGUCCUCCGUUGGUGCUGGACUUCCUGUCAUCGUCACUCUGAAGGACCUUAUAAGGACGGGUGAUGAGAUCCGCAAGAUCGAGGGUGUCUUCAGUGGCACGAUGAGCUUCCUCUUCAAUUCCUUCCAGCCGACUGAUGGGGGCGGAGGCAAGUUCUCUGCUGAGGUGAAGAAGGCAAAGAAGCUGGGCUACACGGAGCCAGAUCCGCGAGACGACCUGAACGGUCUGGAUGUUGCUCGCAAGCUUACCAUUUUGGCACGUAUCGCUGGUCUGAAAGUCGAGUCACCAACCUCCUUCCCCGUACAGUCCCUCAUACCUGAGGAGCUAGAGUCCGCCUCUUCGGGUGACGAGUUUUUGUCCCGCCUGCCCGAUUUCGACGGCCAGAUGGACCAGCUCAAGGCCGACGCCGAGAAGGAGGAUAAGGUAGUCCGAUUUGUUGGUAGUAUAGACGUGCAGAAGGGCGAUGUUAAGGUGGGACUUGAGAAGUUCGACAAGAGCCACCCUAUCGCUGCGCUGAAGGGCAGCGACAACAUCAUCGCUUUCUACACCAAACGAUACGGUGACAACCCGCUAAUCAUCCAAGGUGCUGGUGCUGGUGGUGACGUUACAGCCAUGGGUGUCACCGGUGACCUGUUACGGGUGCUCAGACUUAUCCGUUAG